AUGGCUAUGGAUCAGUUCCUGGUUCUAUUGGUGUGUCUCGCGCUGCAGCCCGGAGCCGCGGGAGCCUUCAACCUGGACACGAGCAUCCCGCUGGUGAAGGAAGGCGCGCGCGGCAGUUUGUUCGGUUUCUCUGUUUCUCUCCAUGAGCAGACGGCGGGAAAGAAAAGGUUUCUGCUAUUGGUUGGUGCUCCCAAGGAAAAGGCGGAGCUUCAUGUCCCAGCCAAUCAGACAGGCGGAGUGUACAGCUGCCCAAUCACCAGCGAGUUGUCAGACUGUUCCAGGAUGGACCUCAUUGGCUCAGAUAGCGACUUGGAUGAAAAUCAGGACCUGGUUGAGGACAUGUGGUUGGGAGUCUCAGUAGCCAGUCAGAAGCAGCCUGGCGGGAGGGUCCUGGCCUGUGGUCACAGGUUUGUGAAGUUCUAUGGUUCAUUCAGAUUGAGACAAAUGAUUGGCAGGUGUUAUAUCCGUGGUAACAACCUGCAGUACGACCCGGAUGACCUACACUGGCAGAACCCGAACCAGUUCUGCAGAGCUAAUGAUGACCAGUCGGCACCGGAAGAUGAGGUUAUGUGUAAUGUGGGAAUUUCUGCAGCUAUCACACAGACUGAGAUCAUCGUGGGGUCUCCAGGCAGCUACGAAUGGCAAGGUAAUGUUCAUGUAUCAUGGAUGAAUCCAGAUGUUCUGUAUGACACGCAACAGAGUUCCUUCCCCAACCUGGAUCGGAGGCACAUUUAUAUAGGUUAUUCUGUUGCCCAGGCUGACCGCUUGCUGAGUCGGGAUGUUGUAACCAUAGUAACAGGCGCACCUAAGGACAGUAAGGAGGAUGGGAGGGGCUCUGUCAUGUUGGCUGAGAGGAGGCGGGGGGCGCGAAAGGAGGCGCUGCAUCUCCUUCUCACACUCCGAGGAGAACAGAUGGGGAGUUACUACGGCAAUGCUGUGGCUGUCACUGACCUCAACAAUGAUGGGUGGAACGACCUUCUGGUUGGGGCUCCUUUCUUUUUUCACCACCAGAGGGAGGAGGGGGGGUCUGUGUAUGUCUACAUCAACCGAGGCGGCCAUCUUUGGCCCCAGUCCACCACCACCCUGCGGGGGCCCCUGGACUCCGGCUUCGGCAUGGCGCUAGUGGCUAUCGGAGAUGUCAACCAAGAUGGCUUCCAGGACUUUGCUGUUGGGGCUCCUUUCCACGGAACAGGAAGUGUUAUGAUCUGGACAGGGAAUGCCGAGGGCAUCUCACCAAAACCCAGCCAGGUGAUAAAGGGAGAGGAUGUGACUAGCGCUGGUUUCAGGACCUUUGGUUACUCUCUAGCUGGUGGAUUGGAUGUGGAUCAGAACCAUUACCCAGACCUGCUGGUUGGCUCUCUGGAUGACAGAGUGGCUCUGCUCAGGGCUCGUCCUGUUAUCCAGCUGAAAAAAACUCUGAUCGUCUCUCCGGAAGUCAUCAAUCCAAACAGUUGUGAGGACUGUGUGCAGGUGGAGGUGUGUUUCUCCCUCAAACUGAACCCAAGAGACCAGAGCCCCAGGAACAGUAUCAAGGUCCGCUUCACGGUGGAGGUGGACGUCACUCGACACAACUCCCGCCUCCGUUUCCUUAGCAACGGGAAGGACGUUUACCAUGGCUUCCUGUCUGUGCCCACACGUCCUUGUGCAACCCUGAUGCUGGGAGUAGUGAUUCCUCUCAGAGAUAAAGUGGAACCACUCGUUUUCUCUCUGAAUGGAUCUUUGGCGGAAGAACAGAACAAAAACCUCCAACCAGUCCUCAACCCCACCCAGUCUGAACCCAGCAGAACUCAGAUUCACAUUUUAAAGGAGUGUGGCUCUGAUAACCGUUGCCACAGUAACCUCCAGAUGACAGCUCAGUUUGCCAAUCAAGAGCUGGUUCCCCUCCCCCGUCAUCAUGGCAUUCAGGUGUUCCAGUACAAUGCCAAUGUGAAGAAGUUGUACCUAGUGGUCAAUGUAACCAACCUGCCCUUACCGUUGCAACAGGCAGAGGAUGCUCAUAGUGCAGCUUUGAGAGUUUCCAUCCCUCUGUCUCUGAAAUACUCUGGAGUCCGGACCAAGAGUCUAAAACUCAGUGAGCAGAGCGACCUGUCCCCUGUCUCUCUCUCUUUACUGGUGGAAUAUUCUCUACAGACAACCUUCUCCCUAAUCAAGCAGCCAGGCCAUGUCCAGUUCAGUGGUCAUGUGACUGGGGAGUCGGCCAUGACGGCCACGGGAGACGUGGGUAGCCUGCUGCUCUUCACCUUUCAGGUGGAUAUUAUUGGGAAGCCAUUGGGACACCUUGGAAACCUGGAGGUUGAGUUUGAGUGGCCCUUGGAGACAUCCAAUGGGAAGUGGCUACUGUACCUGACCGAGAUCCGACUGGCCGGUGCCUCAGAGCCCCGCUGUGUGCCACCUGGGAACGUUGCCAACCCCCUUAAUCUCACGGACUGCAUGCACAUGACAGCUCGCUGUGUGAAGUUUAUUUGUCCUCUGGUCAACAUGAACAACUCCGCUACCUUGUCAGUCAGAGCCAGACUGUGGAAUUCUACCAUGAUAGAGGACUACAGUGAGGUACAGUCAGUAUCAGUAGCAGGUCAGGUGUCACUGAAGCUGCUGACCAACAACCCAACAAUCAGGAUGGAGACCCACACUAUACAGUGUGCCUUCUUCAGGCACGCCAACACCUGGGAGUUGUAUGAGGCCAAGAGCCAGAGGGCCCACAUGAAGAGCCAGCCUCCAUGA
Lampris incognitus (smalleye Pacific opah) is the source of this 2721-nucleotide messenger RNA. RefSeq names its product integrin alpha-3-like. Gene Ontology annotation, biological process: cell adhesion mediated by integrin; cell-cell adhesion; integrin-mediated signaling pathway. Gene Ontology annotation, molecular function: integrin binding. Gene Ontology annotation, cellular component: external side of plasma membrane; integrin complex. The transcript has 26 exons. NCBI's taxonomy places the organism in Eukaryota, Metazoa, Chordata, Actinopteri, Lampriformes, Lampridae. The record is from RefSeq and is a predicted model, not a curated record. Bases 1 to 2721 code for a protein of 906 amino acids.